Lolium perenne is the source of this 1140-nucleotide messenger RNA. RefSeq lists its product as uncharacterized. Gene Ontology annotation, molecular function: protein binding. Lineage: Eukaryota; Viridiplantae; Streptophyta; Magnoliopsida; Poales; Poaceae. The record is from RefSeq and is a predicted model, not a curated record.
AUGUGGAUGCUAAGCUACCCUCAGCCCGUCACACUUCAGCCCGUUUUCUCUCGCUAGGGUUUCACCCGCUUCAAGGGCAAUCCUCGGCGGCGGGGACGAGCCUGCGUGAUCCUGGCAGCGAGGAUGAGCGACGGCGCCGAUAAGCAAGGGAUGAAGAAGGCGGCACAGAAGCUAGUGCAGAGCCUGCAGCAGAUCGUGAACCUCCCCCUGCCCGAGAUCAAGGCGGCGCUGAGCGCUUGCGGCAUGGACACCGGCGCGGCGGUCGCCCGGCUCCUCUCAAAAGGCAAGCAUGAUAUAGCUAAUGAAGAAGAGCAAAAUUCCAAAAGCAAAAAGGAGAAAAUUGAGGAAGAUAACCUGUCUGCGAACGACGAAGAUGAUGAAGAUAGCUCUUCUUCGACACAUGACUUGGAUUUGCCAACAACAUCUUCAGAUGAACUCGACCCUUACAUCGAUACAGAUUUGGAGGAAAACGAUGAUGGUUGUAUUUUCUGGGCUUCUGGGGCUUCUGGGCCUUCAAAGCUUCGGGUUGGUGUGAUGGAGAGCAAAGAUGAAGACGAUGAAGAUCAAAUGAUAUAUCAUCCUUCUAAGAAGCCAAAGCUAGCAACACCAAGUGGGCUGAAUACAGGCAAGAAGAAGACUCCGAAGAAAAAAACUCAAAAGUCAAAGUCGCUCUUCUGCAAGGUCUGCAAGACCAGGGAAUUUGCCAAUUAUCAUCUUCUUCGACGUCACAACAGAUUGGAGCAUGGCAAUCGCACCAUUUAGUAUGCAGUCUAUUUGUUGAUGAGCUGAUUAGCGAAGACUCUUGUUCAUGCUGCUCACCUGAAGAUAUAGAUUCAUGUCAUCUACUGAUGAACGGAAGCCAUGCCUCGAAAUAUUUGUUGUUAGAGCUAGCUGAGCAGAAACAAGACUAUAUAAUCUAUUGUUGAGCAAGUCUUUUGCUUCAGAUUGUAUCAGGAUCAGUACCAUGUGUCUUUGGUUGACUGAGUUUAACAGUAAUGCGGCGAUAGGUGACAGAGUGUGAAGUAGUAUUCCUGUUCCUAUUGAUUUGGAGUCUCUACGGUUCAUCUAGAUUUUAUGUACAUAUGUAGAAUUUGAAUUUCAGUUCUGCUGUGAUAAUUUCCAUUGUUUUUUUCUAGGAAA